Molecule: messenger RNA, 673 nt
Organism: Paramuricea clavata
Lineage: Eukaryota; Metazoa; Cnidaria; Anthozoa; Malacalcyonacea; Plexauridae
Source: the annotation of a GenBank genome assembly
AUGGCUCUAACAAUUAAGUCCUUUAAAGAGCUUUGGACAAAAGAGUUAAUGCCUGCAUUUAAAAGCGAAAUAUUAAACGAUUUGAAGCGUGAAAUUAGAAACGAAAUUCAAAAUGUUGUGCAACGAUUUGAAACCCAAAUAGACGAGGUGAAAAAUCAGAUUCAAGGAGUUGAAACAUCGCAGUCAUUCAUCUCGGAUAAGUAUGAAAACGUGAUAGAGGUUACUCAGAGUAUAAAGAAAGAAAUGAAAACGGUUCAGAGUCAUUGUAAAGAAUCGGGAGAAAGAUUAGAGUAUUUAGAGCAAGAAGCUUCGCACAACAUGGCCGUGCUCGAUGAAGUGCAACAAUACCUCAGACGUGACUGCUUGGAGAUAACUGGCAUACCAAUUAUACCAUUAGACGACCCAAGUACUCUAGUAUUAGAAGUUUGUUCAGCAAUGGAUAUAGAAUUACAAGAUGAUGACAUAUCAAUUGCUCACAGGCUUCCUUCUACAACGAAGGUUAAAGACAGAAUUAUUGUUAAAUUUGUUAAGCGAAGCAAGCGAGACGAGGUCUACAAGUAUAGAUCAAAACUAAGAGGCAAAUCAACAGCAAAUUUACCCACAGUCAACGCCGAAAUACAGGAAGGCUCAAUUCGAAGAUCUACUAAAAUUCAUAUCAAUGAAUCGCUAACUG